Messenger RNA from Exophiala oligosperma, 246 nucleotides. RefSeq lists its product as uncharacterized. The transcript has a single exon. Lineage: Eukaryota; Fungi; Ascomycota; Eurotiomycetes; Chaetothyriales; Herpotrichiellaceae. Bases 1 to 246 code for a protein of 81 amino acids. The record is from RefSeq and is a predicted model, not a curated record.
AUGUCUCUCACACCAACAUCUCAGGCUCAAACUGGAAGCCAGCAAGCUGACGGCAAACUCACUAGAAAGGCUGGAAGGUCCCGUAACAAUACCUCCUCGUACAUGCUCGAGGUCUUUGCAGUGUCAGCCGAUCCGAUGGAUCCAUUGAUAUUGGGUGUUGUCAAUAAACAGACGAGACAAAUGUCGAGCUCUAUCCUAUUCGCUCAACUUGAUACAAUCACGAAUGUCUUUCAACGCCAGGGUUAA